Molecule: messenger RNA, 1714 nt
Organism: Nematocida parisii ERTm1
Lineage: Eukaryota; Fungi; Microsporidia
Exons: 1
Coding region: 1-1512 (503 amino acids)
Molecular function (GO): DNA binding; 5'-flap endonuclease activity
Source: RefSeq, a predicted model, not a curated record
AUGAAAAAUAAAACUUUUAGUAGUAAUACAGUAUUAGAAAGAAUGGGAAUAAAGAGCAUAUGGAAGAUGUUAAGUGGAAGAACACUUGAGCUAAGGGAAUUAAAUGGUCUGACAAUGUGUGUAGACGGCAAUCUUGCACUCUUUCCGUGCAUUUGCAAUAGCAAUAUUGUAUUUAUAACAGAGUAUACGCUGAAAAUCAUCCAUAAAUUAAUUACACUCGGAAUAGACCCAAUAUUUGUAUUUGAUGGGAAAAGGCCACUAUUUAAGAAGAGGCAAAGAAGAGAAGGUGUUUAUAUAGCUGGGCAGGAUGAUAAACAGCCGCAAGUGCAAAUAACCCAUAAGUAUACGGAGACAGAAGAACUUCAGCGAGAAACCGAGAAUGAAGAAAGUAAAUAUCUAGAAGAGGAUGUAGAGAGCAACCCAAGCCAAAAGUUAAGUGACCGUGACUUUUCACAGUAUCAGGUUCAAAAAGUAUAUGCUCGGUAUAAGUACUUGAAGUCUGUAAGUAAAACAAAGAGAAUGCACGGGGAUAGCAGUCUUCUUUUUAAUUUGAACUUACAGUCUGCAUUACUUCAAAAAGAAGAAGAAUCGAGCAAAGAGGCGGAUCCUUUUAAAGAGGUAUCUGAUCAUAUCGACCAAAUGAAAAGUAUUCUAUAUAAGCAGCAAGAAGUAAUAAAUGCAGAAGAAAGUUCAAUAUCCAAGAAAAAAAGCUGCAUAGGCAGAGAUGAAAAAAAGCCAGCAUCUAUUCAUUCAGUGAUUAUACCAAAUGAACAAACAGAGUACCAAAGAGAACUUAAGAUGUAUGACCUACCAAAAGAAGACACUAUGCUAAGCAGAGAAGCAGUGGACAAGGACACUCUUCCUUUGUCGUACAGAAUAAUUGUAGAUAUCUUUGAUGCAUUCUCUAUAAAGUACGCAAUAGCACCAAGUGAGUCAGACAAUGUGUAUAAAAGCCUUGAAAAGGUUCUAAACACAGACGGUGUAAUAACAGAAGACAGCGACAUGCUGAUUUUUAGCACUAAGCCUGUAUUUAGGCACGUAUUUAAAAGGGCGCUUCUUCCCAAAGUAUUUGCAGAAAAAGAUACUGUUGAGUAUACACAAACAGAGCUGCACAUACUGGCGUGGUUAUUAGGGAAUGACUAUGUGCCGGGUGUAUCGGGAGUAGGGCCAGCAAAAGCCAAGCAGAUUAUUCAGAGGUAUAGAGAAACAGCGGGCUCUCAAAUAGAGAAAAAAGAAGAAGUAUAUAAGAUAAACAUAGAUGUAAUCUGUGAUACUGUCUCACAUGUACUUGGCAAGGACAUAAGUGAAGAUAUUCCUAGACUACUGCAGGUACAAAGAGUGUAUGCGGACAGAGAGUUCAAGGUAUAUAUUGAAAAUCUGCAUCCAAAGCCAUAUGAUAAAAAGAGAAUUAUUGAGUUCUUAACAAAGAGAACUACCUGGGAGAGUGAAGAAAAAGAAGGAUACUUUAAAAUGGUAAGUGCACAUCAAGAGAGUAGAAAUAUAAAGAAGUAGCUCAGAAUUCAUUAUACACAAUUACUCUAAUAGAUUCUAUAUGUAUUACUUAAUGCAUGAUCUUACUCCUAAUAUAACUAACCAUAUGCAGUGGUAUAUAAUAUAGAUGCAUCAAAUAUGGAUUAGGCAAUUUACUGAUGAGAACUUUGUAUAUAACACAGUUUAAGCAGUGCAUAUCAAUUUUUGGGUAUAUUUUAUUUAU